UUUGUCUAAGAAUGCAAAAGAUUCCCAUCAGUCCAUCACUGGACAUGCAUCUACCAGUAGCCAAACAGACCAAUCCGUCCAAGCAAUACCAGAUCCAUCCCUGCCUCUUGGAGAUCUGAUGUUCUCUGCCUAACUCUCUUCCACCCUCUGAUCCCUCUCUCCAAACGACGUUGAAAUGGAGCCGGAUGUCAGCAUCGAGACCAGCUCCAUGAUCCGCGUGGCUGUCAUCCCCGUUGGGCCCGUUCCUCCUAACCACCUUCGGGACUACUCCGCCAUGCUCCUCCGUCACUGCACCAUUUCACUCUCCACCAUCAGUUCCUUCUACACAGAGCACCAGAAGAGCCCCUUCUCCAAUCAGCCUUGGGACUCCGGCAGCCUUCGCUUCAAGUUCAUGCUUGGCGGCUCACCGUCCAGUCCCUGGGAGGAUUUCCAGUCCAAUCGCAAAAUUCUCGCUGUCAUCGGCCUCUGUCACUGCCCCUCCUCUCCCGAUCUUGACGCCGUUGUUGAUCAGUUCGCCGCCGCCUGCAAGGGUUACCCCUCCGCGCUGGUCCAGCGCUGCUUCGGGUUUUGCCCCGGUGACUCUCAGCUAGAGGAUGGCAGUAAGAGAGAGGGUAAUUUAAUACUGUUUCCUCCUUCUGAUCGGCAAACUCAGGAGUUCCACAUGAACACAAUGGUUCAAGAUAUCGCUGCUUCAUUGUUGAUGGAAUUUGAAAAAUGGGUUCUUCAGGCAGAGUCUGCUGGAACGAUUCUGAAGACACCUUUAGAUUCUCAAGCCAGUCUCAGCUCAGAGGAGGUAAUCAAGGCUAAAAAACGAAGGCUUGGCCGUGCACAGAAGACUAUAGGUGACUAUUGUUUAUUGGCUGGAUCACCUGUUGAUGCCAAUGCCCAUUAUUCUACUGCAUUAGAGCUUGCUCGGAUGACAGGGGAUUAUUUCUGGUAUGCUGGAGCCCUGGAGGGUAGUGUUUGUGCUCUACUGAUAGACCGAAUGGGCCAAAAGGAUCCAAUUUUGGAGGAGGAGGUCAAAUAUCGGUACAAUAAUGUUAUCUCGCAUUACAGAAAGUCUUUUAUACAAGACAAUGCUCAGAGAGUUUCACCCUUGAGCUUUGAACUUGAGGCUACUUUGAAAUUGGCAAGGUUUCUUUGCAGACGUGAGUUGGCUAAGGAGGUAGUAGAAUUGUUGACAGCUGCUGCUGAUGGUGCAAAAUCUUUGAUUGAUGCCAGCGAUCGGCUCAUAUUAUAUGUUGAAAUAGCCCGUUUAUUUGGUACCCUUGGCUAUCACCGGAAAGCUGCCUUUUUCUCAAGGCAGGUAGCUCAGUUGUAUUUACAACAGGAAAAUGGAUUGGCUGCUAUCAGUGCCAUGCAAGUCUUGGCAAUGACGACAAAAGCUUAUCGUGUUCAAAGUAGAGCAUCUGAUUCAAAACAUUCUCUUCCCUCUGUGAGUACACUAGAAAUUGGACCAAGUUAUGCUGAUGGUGGGAAAAUGCAUCACCACUCAGUAGUCUCAUUAUUUGAGUCUCAAUGGAGCACCCUGCAGAUGGUCGUUCUAAGAGAGAUACUAAUGUCUUCUGUGCGUGCUGGAGAUCCUCUUGCUGCAUGGAGUGCAGCAGCUCGCCUACUUAGAUGUUAUUACCCUCUAAUUACACCUGCUGGUCAAAAUGGCCUUGCUACUGCACUUAAAAAUUCAUCAGAGAGGCUGCCUUCAGGAACCCGGUGUGCUGAUCCUGCCUUGCCUUUUAUAAGGCUGCAUUCUUUUCCUCUCCAGCCCUCACAAAUGGACAUUGUAAAACGCAAUCCAGCAAGAGAAGAUUGGUGGGCUGGAUCUGCUCCUUCCGGGCCUUUUAUUUAUACACCAUUCAGCAAAGGAGAGCCAAAUGAUACCAGUAAGCAGGAGCUGAUUUGGAUUGUUGGAGAACCAGUCCAGGUGUUGGUUGAGUUGGCAAAUCCUUGUGGAUUUGACUUGAUGGUUGAGAGUAUAUAUCUCUCAGUGCAUUCAGGAAAUUUUGAUGCUUUUCCCAUUAGGGUUAAUCUCCCACCUAAUUCGUCAAAAGUGAUCACCUUAUCAGGCAUUCCAACUUCUGUGGGACACGUGACAAUUCCUGGGUGCACUGUUCAUUGUUUUGGUGUCAUUACUGAACACCUUUUCAAGGAUGUUGACAAUCUGCUUCAUGGAGCUGCACAAGGACUUGUGCUUUCUGAUCCUUUCCGUUGCUGUGGGUCAGCAAAGUUAAGAAAUGUAUCUGUUCCACAGAUUUCUGUAGUGCCCCCAUUGCCAUUGCUUGUGUCACGCAUUGUAGGUGGUGUUGGUGCUGUUAUUUUAUAUGAAGGUGAAAUUCGUGAUGUAUGGAUAAGUCUAGCUAAUGCAGGUACAGUUCCAGUUGAGCAGGCACACAUUUCAUUGUCUGGAAAAAACCAAGAUGCCGUUAUUUCAGUUGCAUAUGAAACCUUAAAGUCUGUCCUUCCUUUAAAGCCUGGUGCAGAAGUGACAUUGCCAGUAACCUUAAAAGCCUGGCAACUUGGCCUGGUGGACCCUGAUAAUGCUGCUGGCAAGAGUGCCUCUGGAAGCACUGGGAGGCAAUCCAAGGAUGGAAUGAGCCCCAUACUGUUGAUCCAUUAUACAGGGCCACUGACAAAUCCUGGAGAACCGCCAGAAAAUGGCUCUUCUGUGCCCCCAGGCAGACGUCUGGUUGUUCCCUUGCACAUCUGUGUUUUGCAGGGCUUGUCUCUUGUGAAGGCUCGUUUGCUUUCGAUGGAAAUUCCUGCACAUAUUGGUGAAAACCUUCCUAAACCAGUUCGCCUGGACAAUGGCUCUACUGAAGAAGUUACUAUUUCUGAAAGUAAGGCAGAUGGACUGGUAAAGAUUGAUCCUUUCAGAGGAAGUUGGGGACUGCGGUUUCUUGAACUUGAGUUGUCUAAUCCAACAGAUGUUGUAUUUGAGAUUAGUGUCUCUGUCCAGCUGGAAAACUCUAGUGAUGUGGAUAACCCUUCUGUUGAUCAAGAUGCUGCUGAAUUGGGUUAUCCUAAAACAAGAAUUGAUAGAGACUACUCUGCCAGGGUAUUAAUACCCCUGGAGCAUUUUAAGUUGCCUGUUCUUGAUGGUUCUUUCUUUGUGAAGGAUUCUCAGGCAGAUGGGACUUCCAGUGGUAGAACUUUGAGCUUUUCUGAUAAGACUUCCAAGGCUGAAUUAAAUGCUUCUAUUAAGAACUUGAUUUCUAGAAUAAAGCUGAGGUGGCAAUCUGGGCGGAACAGCUCAGGAGAAUUAAAUAUUAAAGAUGCGAUACAGGCAGCCCUUCAGACAUCUGUUAUGGACAUACUGCUCCCAGAUCCAUUAACGUUUGGCUUCAAGCUUUCUAAAAGUGGUGCUGGACAUGCUGCAAAACUUGAUUCACCAAAGGAGUCCAAUGUUCAAGUUCCUUCCACAUCUAAAGGGUCUGUACUGGCACAUGACAUGACCCCUAUGGAAGUUCUGGUUCGCAAUAACACCAUGGAAAUGAUCAAGAUGCGUUUUAGCAUUAGAUGCAGAGACGUAGCCGGAGCAAAUUGUGUUGAGGGUGACAAGGCAACUGUCUUAUGGGCUGGUGUUUUAAGUGGAGUCACCAUGGAGGUUCCUCCACUUCAGGAAGUUAAACAUUCUUUCUCCCUUUAUUUCCUGGUCCCGGGUGAGUACACACUGGUAGCUGCUGCAGUGAUAGAUGAUCCCAAUGACAUCCUCAGGGCUCGCGCAAGAAGCAUUUCAUCAAAUGAGCCUAUCUUUUGCCGUGGCCCCCCAUUUCAUGUCCGUGUGAUCGGGACAGCAUAACAUUAUUUGGUGGCACCUUUGAUCCCUUUUGAAUCGGAGGGAAGCUGCUUCAAGUAGAACAAAACGCCAACAUUUUUUGCCACAGCAUCAGCAGCGCGAUUAUUGCUGCAUGCUGAGUUCCUUGCCAGAGAUCAAUGUUAUUGCUCUCUUCAAAACCAGAUGAAAAGAGGAAAAGAAAAAAAAAAGAAAAAGGGGAAAAUCCAUUGAGAAUUCAGUUGUAGUGAGGGUUUUUGUGUGCUUGUAAAUCCACAUUGUUGGCAUUGUUGUGAAAUAAAUUGCUUCACUCGUUUAGCACUGCGAUUCGUAUCUGAAUUUUUGUGUUGUAUUAUGAAUUGGUUGUCUUACUUUCUAACACAGUCAAUAUGAUUCCAAGUAGAAAGCCUUGGUAGAGUUAA
Molecule: messenger RNA, 4191 nt
Organism: Vitis riparia (riverbank grape)
Lineage: Eukaryota; Viridiplantae; Streptophyta; Magnoliopsida; Vitales; Vitaceae
Product: trafficking protein particle complex II-specific subunit 120 homolog
Exons: 10
Coding region: 176-3796 (1206 amino acids)
Cellular component (GO): trans-Golgi network
Source: RefSeq, a predicted model, not a curated record